CCUCACGCGCUAGCACUUCCGCUUCGAGCCGGAAGCGCCUUGAAUAACGGGCAACACUCGUGCGCGUAAAGGGUUCUCUUGAUUUUGAGUGGCGAGAACGUCGUAGGCAACGGCGGCAGCGUGAGUGUGCCCGACACGGACACCUGCACCCUGAGCAGUGAUGCUGACCCCCGCAUUCGACCUCAGCCAGGACCCUGACUUCCUGACCGUUGCCAUCCGCGUGCCCUAUGCUCGGGUCUCCGAGUUUGACGUCUACUUCGAGGGGGUCGACUUCAAGUUCUACGCCAAGCCGUACUUUCUCAGAUUAACCCUUCCUGGAAGAGUUGUAGAAAAUGGAAGUGAGCAAGGAUCCUAUGAUGCAGACAAAGGAAUUUUUACCAUUCAAUUGCCCAAAGAAACUCCUGGUCAGCAUUUUGAGGGGCUGAACAUGCUGACUGCUCUUCUCGCGCCCAGAAAAUCUAGGACUGUGAAACCACUUGUGGAAGAAAUUGGUGCUUCUGAGAUUUCUGAGGAAGGCGUAGAAGAUGACGAUGAAGAAUUUGACUGGGAGAUUGAACAGUCCCCCUAUGAGGAGGUAUCAGAAGGUGCUUUGAAUCCACAGUGCUGCUAUGGAUUUGGCAACUUACGAUCAGGAGUGUUUCAGCGGUUACAGGAUGAAUUGAGUGAAGUUAUUGAUAUUGGGGACCCAGACUCUACUCCUGCAGCUGAACGAAGGCAGAAACGCCAGGCUGCUGAGCUGGCCAAAUUUGAUCCUGACCAUUACCUAGCUGACUUUUUUGAAGAUGAGGCAAUUGAACAGGUUUUGAAGUAUAAACCUUGGUGGACUGAUACAUAUUCAAAAAUGGUGGCUUCUUUGGGAAAGAGCCAGGAGCAAGAAAAUCAUGCUGCACUAGUGUCUUUUUCUGAAGAUGAGAAAUACCAGCUACGAAAAUUUGUCAAUAAAUCUUACCUGCUGGAUAAGAGAGCCCAGCGUCAAGUGUACUACAGUUUGAUUGAUAUCCUUCUGGCCUAUUGCUACGAGACUCGUGUCACCGAAGGGGAGAAGAAUGUUGAAUCUGCAUGGAAUAUCAGAAAAUUGAGUCCAACACUGUGCUGGUUCGAGGCUUGUACUAACAUUCACGAAAUCCUGGUGUCCUUUGGAAGAAGAGUUGUGUGCUACCCACUUUAUCGCCAUUUCAAGCUGGUGUUGAAAGCCCACAGAGAUACUGUAAAGAUACUACAACUAGGUAAAAGUGCAGUUUUAAAAUGUCUCCUGGAUAUUCACAAAAUUUUUCAGGAAAACGACCCAGCUUACAUUCUAAAUGAUCUCUACAUCUCAGACUACUGUGUGUGGAUUCAGAAAGCCAAGUCCAAAAAAUUGGCAGCUCUUGCAGAAGCCUUAAAGAAGGAGUCCCUUACAAAGGCCCAGCUGGGAUUAGAACUGGAAGAACUGGAAACGGCAGCCCUUCUUGUCCAGGAGGAAGAAACGGCAUUAAAAGCAGCCUGCUCAGUUUCCAGGCAGCAGACACCUUGCUCCAGUCCUGAGGAAAGUGAUUCAGAGGAAUCGGACAGUACCUCAUCCUCCUCAACCCAAGACUCGGAUUCAGAGCAAGAUGAGCUCCGAGAGAACGAAUCCAAGCCAGGAGGUUCUUUGCAGGGUCCCCUUCUCGAAGAAGGCAGUGCCCUGCUUAUUGAUGGUGGUGGGGUAUGCAGAAACAUGACCCUCCUGAAGUCUGAGGGCAGUCAGGGGAAGCCACUUGCCCCUUCUUGUGCUCUGGGAAGGUCUGGGCCUCUGAUAGAAGAGCUGGGAGACCAACUGAAAACCGCAGUCCAGGUUUCUGAAGCUGAGGGCUCGGUGGCUGGGAACGACAGCAGUGUGCAGGAAAAAGAUGACUGGCAGGCACCAAUUAAUUGAUUCCAAGUGGUCUUAUUCAUUGUCAAGAAUCGUGUCAGAUUUGGUUGCGUCCAUGAAUCAGAAUUCCUCAUUUUCACCCUGUACAUUUUUUUAGGAUAUAUAACAUUGUUUUUCAGUGAGCUAAUGCUUAUACCCUUUGCUUUCCUUGUUGCAGCUUUAAAAAUAAAGUUUUGAAGUGUUUUUACCAAAGUAAAACAAAGUAUGUACAAAAGUAAUUAAUGUUCGAGGUGAAAAUAAUAGUUCUACUGCCAGAAUCUCUAGAAUGUGGAGUCCAUUAAUAUUUUAAAUAGCUUUACUGGGAGGUACUUGACUGCACAUACUUCAGUGGUACAGUUUGGUAAGCGUUGACAUGGGUACACCAAGUGACACUGUCAUCACAAUCAAGAUCAUGAAUUUACCCGUCAUCCCCAGUGUCCUUGUGCUCUUUUGUAACCUCUCCCUCCUGCCCUCCCCACGUGUCACCCACCCCCAUUUCCCAUGCAAACACCAAUCUGCUUUCUGUCACUACACUUUAGGUUGCAUUUUCUAGAAUUUUAUGUAAGUUCAAUUAUGUAAUAUAUACUCUUUUUUUGUGAGGCUUAAUCUACUCAGUGUAAUUAUUUUGAGAGUCCUCCAUGUGGUAGCAUGUAUCAAGAGGGUUUUUGUUUGUUUUUUAAUUGCUGAAUAGUAUCUCAUAGAAUAGGUUUAUCCAUUCGCUUAUUGAUGGACAUCUGGGUGGUUUCCAGUUUUGGGCUCUUCCAAAUAAAGCUGUUUUCAACAUUUGUAUACAACUCUUUGUGUUAACAUAUGCUUUCAUUUCCCUCAGGUAAAUGUCUGGGAGUGAAAUAACUGACUCGUACAGUAGGUGUACGUUUGACUUUUUAAGAAACUGUCAAACUGUUUUCCAGAGUGGUUGUACCAUUUUAUGUUGCCACUAGGAGUGCAUGAGGGUCCCAGUUCCUCUUCUUUCUUCUCAUCACUUGGUAUGGCCAGUCUUUUUCAUUUUUACCAUUCUAAGAAGCACACAGUGGUGUCUCACUGUGGUUUUAAUUUGCAUUUCUCUGAGACUGAUGAUGUUGAGCAUCUUUUCGUAAGCUUAUUUGUCAUCCCCACAUCUCUGAUGAAAUGGCUAUUCAAAUCUUUUGCCCGUUUUUCAGGCUGAGUUGUUUCUCAUUUUUGAGUUUUGAGAGUUCUUUAUCAAUUCUGGGUACAAGUCCAUUAUAACAUGUUUUGCAAAUAUUCUCUUCUACCUUGUGGCUCCUUUUUAUGCCCUUAACAGUAUCUUUCAAAGAGCAGAAGUUUUUUAAUUUGAUGAAGUCCAGUUUAUCAGGUUUUUCUUUUUAUAGACUGUGCUUUUGGUGGUGUAUCUUAAAAAGCUUUACCUAAUCCAAGGUUACAAAGGUUUUCCCCUAUUUUUCUUCUAGAAGUUUUAUAGUUUUUGGCUUUACAAUUAGGUCUGUGAUCAAUUUUGAGUUAAUUUUUUAAUAAAAUGUGAGAUAGAGGUCAAGAUUCAUUUUCUUUCCCAUAUGGGUGUUCAGCUGUUCUGAUGUUAUUUUUGAAAAAACUGCCCUUUCUGCAUUGAGCCUUUAUCAAAACCCAAUAGACUAUAUUUUUGUGGGUUUGUUUUUAGACUCUUUAUUCUGUUGUUUUGGGCUAUGUGCCCAUCCUUUUUCCCUUCUGAGUAUAUAGAUCAGUUUGGGGAGAAAUGACACCUUAACAAUAUUGAGUUUUCCAACCCAUGUAUGUCCUAGUUCUCCAUUUAUUUAGAUCUUUAAUUUCUCUCAGCAGUUGUUCGUAGUUUUCAAUAUAUAUGUAUUUUAUAUCUUUUUUAUUAAAUAUUUCAUAUUGUUUGAUGGUGUUCUGUAAAUAGCACUUUUGUAAAUGGCUGUCAUCCAUAUCUCUGGUCUUUUUCCUCUGGCUGCUUUUAAAGUAUUAUCUGAAUCACCAGUGCUAAACAAUUUCAUUAUGAUGUGCCUAGGCGUAAUUUUCUUCAUAUUUCUUGUGAUUGGGGUUUGUUGAGAUUCUUGAGUCUGAAGGGUUUAUAGUUCUAUAGAAUUUGCAGAGUAUUAAGCCAUCCAUUAUUUUUUCUGUUCCCCCCUCUCAUUUUGGAGACUCUAUAUGUAUCACUGUCCUGCAGCUCACUGAUGCUUUUUUUUUAUAUUUUUCCCUGCAUGUUUUGUGUAGUUUCUAUUGCCAUGCCUUCAGGUUCACUGAUCUUUUCUUCUGUAGUAUCCAGUCAUCUUUCAUUCAUUCUAUCCAGUGUAUUUUUCAUCUCAGACAUUGUAGUUUUCAUCUCUAGACAUUAGACUUGUUUUUUUUGUUCUAUUUUAAAAAUAUAUCUUCUAUGCAUCAACUUAAGUUUUUGAACAUAUGGAAUACAGUUAUUCUAACUUUUAACAUUCACUGAUUCUGACAUCCAGAUCAGCUCUGGAUCGGUACCAACUGAGUUUUCUCUCCAUCAUGAGCACGUUUUUCUGCUUCUUUAUAUGCCGUGUAAUCUUUGACUGGAUGGAUGCCAAGCAUUGUGAAUUUUACUUUGUUGGGUACUGGAUAUCUAUUCCUAUAAAAAUUCUUUUGUUUGGAGAUGCAGUGAAGUUGUUUGGAAAUAGUUUGAUCCUUUUGGGCCUUGCUUCUGUAAUUUGUCAGCAGGUCUGCAGGAGUGCUCCAUCUAUAGGAAUUAUUCCCUAAUACUGAGGCAUGGUCUUCUGAGUACUCUACCCAGUGCCUGUGAACUAAGAGUUUCUGCAGUCUGGCUGACAGUAAUAGGUGCUGUUCUUGGCCCUGUGUGAGUGCUGAGUGCUGUUCCCACUAGCCCUUUCAGGCACUUCUUUCCCUGGCCUCAGAUAGUUCCUCACUACAUGCCUUGAUCAGUAAGUACUCUCUUGAAUACUCAAGGGGGACCCUCUGUUUAUCUCUGGGAUUCUCUGUGCAGCUCUCACCUCUCUGUUUCUCUGUCCUGUGAACUCUAGCUGCCUGGGUUUCCCUAAAUCCUCAGUUCUGUCUCCUGAACUCUAGGAGGCCCCUGGGUUCUACCUGGGCUGUCCCUCCCUGCACAGCCUGGAAAGCCUUUCAAGGCAGUAAGCUGGACAGUCAUAGGCACACCUUGUUUCCCAUCCCUUAGCAUCCCUGUCUUUUGUAACCUGAUGUCCAGGGUCUUGAAAGCCAUUGUUUCACGUGUUGCUUCUUUUCUGGUGUGUCAGGUGGGAGGAUAAAUCUGGCCCUAUGAUGCCAUCUUGAUCAGAAGCAUAAAUCUCCCAUUGAUAUUUUAAAUAUAAAUUUUUGUACUUGAGUGUAAGGUCCCAGGGGGCAGGGUGUGUGUCUUGUUACCACUGAAUCUUGGUUCCCAUGGUCUCAGUGCUUCAUAAAUAUUUGUUGAAUGAAAGAACAUGAAAUAAACCAAUUUGCCUUGGGAAGGAAAUGAAAUGAAACCGGUAUGUAUUAAUUUCAGUAGCAUUUUUAUGUCAAGAAAGGCUAUGAUCCCUUUUACUUUGGGCUUAUAAAGCUUGUGAGUAUUUCUAUUUCCAAUAUAAACUCCAGCUUGUAUAAGCAUGAUAGUUAGGAUGACUCUACCAUUUGACAUGCAUGUUAACGCUUGAGCACUACAUCAGCAUUGUCAGAAUGUGUUCAAGACUUUCUCAGGCUCCCCGGAGAGCUUCAGAAUCCCUACAACCAUUGAAAGUUCGUGUCUCCUCAGUACUACGUUACCUGAAGCCAGUUUGAAAAAGCAUUAUCUGUUACUCCUCUCAUUUACACUGAUAUUGGUGGACUGAUCUUGGGUGGAAAAACCUGUUACUCCCUUCCUCAAAGAACGAGCAAACAUGAUUCUUCCCGGACAUCCUCAAAACAAAGGAGCUCAUUAAACAAUGCUCAUGUACAUUACAGACAACAUGAGUGACCCCUUGAAUUUCAGACUCCACGUCCACAGCGUUUCCCUUACCCUCUUUGUUCACAGGGGGCUAAAGCUUUGUUAUAUCACAUUACCUUGUUUAAGAUGGAUGAAGAACACUAUACCGUGUCUGUAACCCAAAACAUGUCCAAAGGUGCUGCCUUUUAUUUUUUUUAAACUGGACACCUGCCAAGCAACUUUAGGGAUCGCCUGUACCACAUGAAGGAGCCCUGGUGGCACAAUGGUUAAGUGCUUGGUUGCUAACUGGAAGUUUAGAGGUUUGAACCCACCAGCCGCUCCACGGGAGAAAAGACCUGGUAAUUUGAUCCAGUAAAGAUUUUAGCCUAAGAAACCCUAUGGAGCCAUUCUGUUCUGUCUUACAGGGUAACUAUGAGUCAUAAUAGACUCGAUGGCACACAAAAACAACAUAACCAUAUGAGUUUCCUAAGCACCCUGGGCGAUGGGAGAAACAUAAGUUGGGGAAAGCACAGGGAGGAGACCUGAGUGAUGCCUAGUCAGAGCACAGUGGGAAGAACCAAGGCUUUAGGGUUGACGACACACAGAGUUGAGUUCAAAUCGGCACAGUUGGGACCAGCACACAGGCACGCCAACCUUUGAACUUUUUUCUUCAUCUUAUGCACGGGACCAGAACUACUUUCCUGCUUGUGUUACAGGAUUAUGAAACUGUCCAAAACACUUUAUAAACUGGAAACCAUUACGCCACAUAAGGCUCUAUUAUUAUUGUCUUGCUUCCCAGAACCUAACAGGGAACUACCUGGCAACAGGUCGCUGGGGGAGCUGUGAGUCAGCCCCGCUAAUAGUUUCAGAGGCAUGCUAGUGUUAAAAGUCUGUACAGUUCAGCAGAUUAGAUAGAAAUAUUAAUUAUAUCAGUGAAUCACAGCAUUGCCUCAUCUUCUGGGUUUGCAUAAUCAUUGACCUAUUUUUCUCUUGUCCCCUCUCUCCUCUCCCGUUAUCCUUGAAGAAUAAUGCAGGGCCCGACUGUGGGCAGGUCGCAUUUAGGUGCCUGUAACUAGGCUGCUAUCAUCUUUCACGGGCACAAGAUUAAUUUACAGAUGAGACAGGGCUGCUGUCUACCACAUUCUAAAUGGGUAGAACAGCUGGGGGAUGGUUUUCACACCUGCUAAUGGUUGUGCGGAUCAAAUUCUGUUACCAAGAGUUGAGGGGAGGAGAGACAAGGCCAAGUUUUCUCAGGUAUAAGAUUUUAUAAAAAUUAGUAUUUUAAAUCAGAGAGGCUGCUGGAUAUCUAUCUUGUUAUGGAGAGAUUUUUAUAUGUUGUAACUGGAACUUGACCUAGUUAGUCAAUGAUGCCAAAACAGAAUCCUCUAAGAGAAAACAGAAAUGAGUUAAUGACUUAACAACUUAAUCUAGGAACAAAAGUAUAAAAAAUACACCAAAUUUCAGGGGAUAUCUAAGUCAACUGGCAUAAUAAAAUCUAUUAAGAAAACAUUCUGCAUCCCACUUUGGAGAGUGGCAUCUGGGGUCUUAAACACUAGCAAGCGGCCAUCUAAGAUGCAUCAAUUGGUCUCAACCCACCUGGAGCAAAGGAGAAUGAAGAACACCAAGGACACAAGGUAAUUACCAGCCCAAGAGGUAGAAGGGGCCACACAAACCAGAGACUCCAUCAGCCUGAGACCAGAAGAACUAGAUAGUGCCCAGCUACAACCGAUGACUGCCCUGACUGGGAACACAACAGAGAACCCCUGAGGGAGCAGGAGAGCAGUGGGAUGCAGACCCCAAAUUCUCGUAAAAAGGCCAGACUUAAUGGUGUGACUGAGACUAGAAGAACCACGGUGGUCAUGACCCCUAGACCCUCUGUUAGCCCAAGACAGGAACCAUUCCCAAAGCCAACUCUUCAGACAGGGAUUGGACUGGACAAUGGGAUAGAAAAAGAUGCUGGUGAAGAAUGAGCUUCUUGAAUCAAUCUGGAGGGGAGAUGAGAGGGCAGAAGGGGUCCGAAGCUGGUGGAAUGGACACAAAAAGAGAGUGGAGGAAAGAAGCGAGCUAUCUCGUUAGGGGGAGAGCAAUUAGGAGCAUAUAGCAAGGUGUAUAUAAGUUUUUGUAUAAGAGACUGACUUGAUUUGUAAACUUCCACUUAAAGCACAAUCAAAAAAAAUACACCAAAGCCUCCAAACUUACUAGGUUUAAAAAUGCAGAAUGCCCCCCUGUAUAAAAUCGUCUGUAUGGACUGACUGACAUUCCACAUCAGGUAACUUCAAGUGAAGCUUCAUACACACAAACCUUCCUGAGUGUUUAGUCAGGCAUCUCCAUGAAAGCAAAUCAGAUAUUGCAAAUGUUUCCUUAACAUCAUUCCAUCUCAGUCCCCGAGGGAAUUUUUGUUUGUGGCCGGCUCCCUUUCCCGCCAGUUUUCUGAAAGUGUUAUAUAUAGUUUCAAUCCAUACCAAGUGAAGGAAGCAUUGAUUAGACUUGAUUUAAGGCAGCGAGUGAUAAAUGCAGCUGGGAAAUUGAUUGAUGCCUCUCAAGUGACUAGGGCACAGCCAUCCACAGUUGACACAACUCUUGUCUCAAGGCUGGAGAAAACAAACAGGGAAACACAUGUCAGACAGAUAAAUGACUCCGCUGUCUGGGGCUUUCUGCGGAGGCCAUUUGUUUCCGAGAUAAGGAAGACUGCUCUCCAAAGUCACCAAGAGAUAAGCUAGAGGAAAAGGAUGAAUGUGGAAUCAAGACGCCUCAGCACUUGAAAAAAUAAAAAGGAAGAAGGGGUUUUUACCUCCGGGAGCAAUCUUGUAUGUGGGUCUGCUGUCGUUUUGCCUCAGUCAUGCUGGGAGCAGCGGUUUGGCCGGGCAGGCCUAGUCCUAGCGAGGACCACGUGCGGAAGGCUCCGUGUCUCCGGUAUUUUAAGUGUUGGCAGUGGCAUGCUGUUAUCGUUGAUGGUGUUUCCAGGGAGGCAUUUCCCUGGAGUGAGCGAGCUCUCAGGGGAAGGGGCAGCAGAACAGGGCUGACUGAAGACCCACUUCCAGCCACCUGGCCUGAAGUACCCCUGGCUCCAGUAGUUUGGCCACCCGCCCAGAAGCCCUGUGAAAACAGGAGCCCCAUCGCAAACCAGUGUCU
This is a messenger RNA of Loxodonta africana (African savanna elephant), 8849 nucleotides long. It is a transcript of the gene SHQ1, whose product is annotated as SHQ1, H/ACA ribonucleoprotein assembly factor. The record is from RefSeq and is a predicted model, not a curated record. Gene Ontology annotation, biological process: box H/ACA snoRNP assembly. The transcript is spliced from 11 exons. The coding region runs from base 161 to 1894 and encodes 577 amino acids. Gene Ontology annotation, cellular component: nucleoplasm; cytoplasm. NCBI's taxonomy places the organism in Eukaryota, Metazoa, Chordata, Mammalia, Proboscidea, Elephantidae.